AUGAUCGGAAGUCUGUGUUUAAUUCUGAGCUGCCAGGUGGAAAUUUUGCGUGGGAGGUCGAUCACUACGGUGGGUGUGGUUGACUGUUCCUUACCAGUAUCUACUCACAAGACUUUGAAGAUCAAGCAAUUCCUGGCCAAGAAACAAAAGCAGAAUCAUCCCAUUCCCCAGUGGAUUCAGAUGAUAACUGGUAAUAAAAUCAGAUACAACUCUAAGAGGACACAUUGGAGAAAAACUAAGCUGGGUUUAUAA
Messenger RNA from Lutra lutra (Eurasian river otter), 252 nucleotides. RefSeq names its product putative 60S ribosomal protein L39-like 5. Gene Ontology annotation, cellular component: cytosolic large ribosomal subunit; ribosome. NCBI's taxonomy places the organism in Eukaryota, Metazoa, Chordata, Mammalia, Carnivora, Mustelidae. Gene Ontology annotation, biological process: translation. Gene Ontology annotation, molecular function: structural constituent of ribosome. Bases 1 to 252 code for a protein of 83 amino acids. The record is from RefSeq and is a predicted model, not a curated record. The transcript has 2 exons.